AAGCUGUAUUGUCCGCGGGACGAUUGUGUUAAAAGUUCUAAAACUUCGACAGAGCAGAGCUGAUUAACCAAAAACACGUGUUUUCUUCAAGUCUCUUUCACUUCCGAGCGAGAAAGACCGGAGGCUGAUUCGUGCUUGGAGCUAAUGUAUGGAGCUAAUGCGGUCCGGGCGCGAAGCUAACGCGGCGAGUUACCGUUAGCAGGUGUGACUGAAGCGGCCUCGGGGAUUCCUGCGCGUCGUGGCCGUUUCACAGCCCCUCUCCGUCGACCACGGCAGGGAUGAGCUGCCCGGUGAAUCUCCGUGCCCUGCCGAGUGGAGUCCUGGAGGAGAUUUUUACCCCCGAAAACAUGAGAGGAAGAUCCACUGUGAGCUCUCUCACGCCUCUGAGUUUCCCCAAAUCCAGAUCAGCACUGUGGGACGGCACCCCGGCAGGAGAGAUGCUUCGCCUCCAUCUCUGCUCACACAGGGGCCCCCAGUUGGUGCUGUCUGAGAAAGCCCUGCGUCUGGCGCAGCGUCACGCCCGCCACAGCAACAAGCCCCGAGUCCUCUGCUUCUUCUUGGGCUCCGUGUCAGUCAACUCAGAUGAGGAGGGCAUCACCCUCACCCUGGACCGCUUCGACCCGGGUCGGGACCAGGCUGGAUCCUCGGUCCGGGUUCCCUCUGCGCUGCUGCCCGGAGACGUUCUGGUCCCCUGCUGGUUCUCCUUUCAGAGCGAGGCGAAGCCCGAAGACGCCGUCGUCCAGUCGGAGGCUGAACUGCAUCACUGCUUCAAGGCAUUGCAGCAGUUUCUGUGCAGCAGACAAACUCUGGACCUGUGUCAGCUGGUGAAGGUCAAAGGUCAGGUGUCCUGCUCCCAGCGACUCGAUGCCAUGGGGUUCAGCCUCCGCUGGUCGGCGGUGUGCCCGUCGGUUGGCGUGGAUGUGCAGUCGGUCCGAGCCGUUCCCAUCAUCCCCACCGCCCUGCUGAGGAGUCUGACCAGCAUCGGCCGGCAUCACGCCGCCGGCUGGCAGAGAGGCUUUCUGACCAUGGAUCAGAGCCGGAAGCUGCUGUUGGUGCUGGAGUCAGACCCCAAAGCCUCCAGCCUGCCACUGGUCGGACUCUGGCUGAGUGGAGUGACACACGUCUACAGCCCCGUGGUGUGGGCCUGGUGUCUCAGGUUCCUCUUCAGCGCCUCGCUGCAGGACAGGGUGUUUUCGGAAAGCGGUUUCUUUCUGCUCGUCAUCUUCGGCUCCACUCACCGAGUUCCUCAGUUCUUCCAGUGUCGAGGACCCGGACCUGGACCAGGACCAGGACCGGGCCUACAGCUGGACUACCAGCUACUGAGUGCAUCCCAGUUCAUCACGCUGUACCAGGUGGCGCCGGUGGACGGUCAGACUCUGCAGUGCGAGCUGGGCUCAGAGAGUCAGGGCAGACAGACGGAGGUCUUCAGAGACGCUCGGCUGUCCUUCAGCACGGUCUCUGUCUGCAGCGCCGCUGCCGCUGCCUCUGGGCCCUCCAUCAGCGACCAGGACUCUGGAGUGGAGGACGAAGACCUGUCUCCCCGUCCGUCCCCGAGUCCUCACCCUCCGGCUCAGCAGACUCGCAGGGUUCAGCCCUCCGUCCCUGAACUCUCCUUGCUGAUUGACAGCAGCUUCUCCACCAGCGUCCAGCCCAGCUCCGCCCACAGACCUCCUCUACCUCCUUCACCUCCUCCGCCUCCCACAGGCGAUGUGAGGAAGACUGCUCCUCCAUCGGGAGCGACCUCCACCACUUCACAUGCUCCCAGGCCUCCACAGCACCUCCACAGCACUCCGAACUCCAACCUGCAGCAGCCCUGCAGCUGCUGCUGCUCCCACACCUGCAGCUCCAUCGCUCCGUCCCCGCAGCCCCUCCUCCAGCACCCUGCUCCUCCUCAUGCUGUGAUCACGCACCUUGGAGGAGCCAUGGCGUCAGACGCCUACCUGCUCCUCCUUCACCAGGACCGCCAGCUGCGCCUCCUGCAGGCUCAGGUUCAGAUGCUUCUGGAGACCCAGAAGAAGCUUCAGUCGUCGGGCCAGCAAGCCGACAGUCAGACGUCGAAGAGCACGACCAGCAUCGCCGUGGAGACGGGUGCCAGUCUCUUCUGGGGAAAUCCAGUGCCAAACGUCCCCCAUCAGGAUAUGCCCUCCCGCCUCGCCCCCUUGGACCGGUCAGUGGGCGGAGCUGAAGACGUUGUUGCAGAUCAGGUGACUCCUCAGUCGACCUCUGACCCUCACAGCCUCAGCGGCCUGCAGAGUCCCGUCCUGGGGGAAAGUGUCAGCAUGUACCAACCUGCAGACCAACAGCAGAGCUUCUACCAAAACCUCAUGACGCAGCUCACCAGCCGUCUGCAGGAGUCGGAGAACCAGCAGGAGGAGCCCCGGAGGACCAGCCUGUCUGCAGCCUCCGACGCCUCCCACUCCUCCUCCUCCUCCUCCUCCCAGUCCUCCGCGUCUGCAACCAGGAGGAAGCAGCGGCGGAGUCCAGCGGGAGACCCGGUGGUCAGCGCCACGCUGAAUCAGCUGCAGCAGCUCGGAGUCCAGGUGAACCAGGAAGACCUGACCGAGUCCGACCGCAGCCGAGCCAAAGCUGUGGAGAGCGCCAGCACGCUGGCGAGCAUCGACCCGGCGGCAGCCGUGUCCCGGCUGAGCGUGUCCAAACCCACGGCGAGCGUCGUCUUAUCUGGCGGCAGCGUGGACCUGAGCCUGGAGGCCAACGCAAUCGCUCUGCGCUACCUGAGCGACUCCCAGCUCAGCAAGCUGUCUGUAGGAGGCCCCGCCCACCUGCACGGCCCCCCCAAUCCGGACUCCCUGUUGUCGCCUAGCAACAUGUCUCUGGCCACCAGGAAGUACAUGAGGAGGUACGGUCUGAUUGAAGAGGAGGAGGAGGAGGAUGACGAUUGCAGUGAGGACGAGAAGGAGAAGGAGGAGGUCGGAGGUCAGGAGGCGUCGACCCGCCAGCCGCUCACCGACACCAUGAACGUGAAACUCCCCCCACAGAGUCAGCUGAUCCGCGAGCUGCGGCCCAAAAUGCAGCUGCUAGCCGGCGCCAACAAGGAGAACCGGUCUGGCAGGCGUCCCACUUUGAUCAGGACGAGCAGCCACGAGACGGAGGGGUCGGUGGGAAACAUCCUGGACCUGAGCCGCCUCCGACAGCUCCCCAAACUGUUCUGAGACCAGGAGAACCAGACCCAGAACCACUUCCUGGAGUGAACACACAGCGUCAUGAAUCAGCUAAUUCUGCACCGACUCCAGAACGCAUGAAGCUGACUGACUGACUGCUCUGAUCGCUCUCCUGACGUCUUAAAUGAUCCCAAGUCUCAUGAAGGACUUCUAGAAAUGUAUACAUUUUAAACGGACUCUUUUUAUAGGCACUGACCUGAUCUAACGCCACUUCACCAAAACGCAGACAUCUUUGUUCUAACAGAGCUUCCCUUUAAAUUUAAAUCCACUGUUUUCUGAGUGAAGUCUGGUGUGGUGGAGGAGUUCUCAAAGAGAAACCAGGUUCUGCUCUUUAUGGUCCAACUUGGAAUUCCUGAAACUGCAAAAUGCUUUGAAUUGUAAAUAG
Molecule: messenger RNA, 3564 nt
Organism: Salarias fasciatus (jewelled blenny)
Lineage: Eukaryota; Metazoa; Chordata; Actinopteri; Blenniiformes; Blenniidae
Gene: stil
Product: STIL centriolar assembly protein
Biological process (GO): mitotic spindle organization; smoothened signaling pathway; protein localization to centrosome
Cellular component (GO): microtubule organizing center
Source: RefSeq, a predicted model, not a curated record